UUGGCGGUCCCGUGCACUUUAGGUGGAUGUAUCCCAUUGAACGUUCGAUGGGAGUUUAUAAACAAUAUGUAAGAAAUCGUGCACGUCCUGAAGGUUCAAUCGCAGAAGCUUACGUGGUGAACGAGGCUUUAACCUUUUGCUCAAUGUACCUGCGGGGGGUUGAGACUCGAUUCAAUCGACCUGAGAGGAAUGACGAUCGCGUUGAAUCCCAACCAAAUCGGGAAUAUUCUAUUUAUAAGGCUGUUGGUCGUCCAUUUGGUAAGAAAUCAAAUAUGCUCCUCAAUCCGCAGUUAAAGCAAAAGGCUGAGUGGUAUAUCUUGAACAAUUGUGCCGAAAUUAAGGAGUACCUUAGUGAGCAUAUGGAUGAAUUAAGAAGACGGGGGGGCUUGAAUCUUGAAGUUCAACAAAAAACUGAUUUUCCUCAGUGGUUCAAAGAAAGAGUAUGUAUAUUAGUCAAUUCUUUUCUGAAACCCCAAUUAGUCAAUCCAAAACUAACUUUCAAUGUUAAUGUUGAUAGGUGAACG
Messenger RNA from Humulus lupulus (European hop), 524 nucleotides. RefSeq lists its product as uncharacterized. Bases 27 to 521 code for a protein of 164 amino acids. The transcript has 2 exons. NCBI's taxonomy places the organism in Eukaryota, Viridiplantae, Streptophyta, Magnoliopsida, Rosales, Cannabaceae. The record is from RefSeq and is a predicted model, not a curated record.